UAUAUAAUAGGCUUUGGCAUGAUGGUAUACAUUUGAACAUCCAUUGCUUCGGGUGUCUUGAGCUAUUGUGCUCGCUCGGUCAUUGGCUUAGAUUGAUCCUUCUUGCGGCUUCUAAUAGUCGCCCGAGGAGAUGAGAGAAGUAUUGGCAAGGUUUAAGACUUCCGUCACCUACAGUUCUAAUGUUACUCCAAAAACCCGGAAAAUGUGAAGAAUUUCCCUAGCCUUACUGCAACACCGAAGUGAAUUUGACAUAUGGAUUACUGCAAUGUUAUUCAAAUUAAAUAGUAUACAAUGUAUAUUGGUGUCUAAAUCAACGUGCUCUAGAUCACCAGAAUUAUAGACCCAGUCGUGGACAUGUAAAAGACGGUACAGAGAAAAGCCAUUUUUAUGAUUGCUGCUACAAGCAGAGAUAAAAGUAUUUUCAAAGUUAAAUUGUCGGUGUUCAUACUUUCUUUACAUAGAUUUAACGGAAACACCUUGGAAUAAAGGAUUCAAACAAUAAUCUUCUAAAUAAUUAGCAAUAAACUCUGAUGCUACUAGUGAAACGUUUGUGAACUAGUGAAACGUAGUCAGUGAACUGACUGAGACCAUUCAAGUGGAGUAAUUUUCUGACAGCCAUGUACAAUAAGACAUUUAGCUGAAGGAUUGAAGCUAUAUCACAUCCUAGCCCACAUCGAUAACGAGGGAUUGCGGAGGCGAAGGUUUUGAACCCGGGACCAUCGAAACGACAGGCACGACAAGCUCAUGAAAUAGUCAAAAUUAUUGGAACUAUUGUCUCUGGGAGAGAUUCCACAAAGAGAACGGGGAAACACACACUACAAGAUGUCAUUUGUUCCAUGGAAACAUUGAAAUAUAAUACAAGAUAAUGUGAUACAAACUUUCAUGGUACAACUCAACUAGUUGAUACUUUGUUUUGCAAGAGAUAAGACCUUGCUUCAUGCAGCGGCUAGACACGUAGAGGACAUGGCUCUCACGGGGUGACGUCUGUGGGCCACCAUGCAGAAGACGAUCCAGGUUAUCAUGCCACUCGACAACAGCUACCACUGGAAUAACGUCAGCUACGACCCGCAUCAGUACUCCAGGCAGAACGACCACCAGAUCAGAGACCAGGAUGGUGGGGUCCAACCCAGCGAGGCUGCCGAAGUGUCCACCUCAGUUACGAUGUUGAAGAACGAGACAGAGUACAAAGUGGCGGAAAUCAUCUGGCAGGUAUGUCCCGUUCUACUUUUUAUCUUUGGCACUUUGGGAAACGUCUUAAUUAUUAUGAUGAUGAGGACACUGCGACUUGGGAGGACAUCUAUGCACAUUUACCUUCGAGCAUUGGCCAUCUCCGACAUGUGUGUCUUAUACAGCGGCCUGCUUCGUCAGUGGAUAGUUUACACAUUCGAUGUGGACCUGAGGAACCUGAACGAUAUCGUCUGCAAGAUCCAUACGUGGAUGGUGUACGUCUCCAUCUACUCGUCUGCUUGGCUGUUGGUCGUCAUGACCCUGGAACGCACCUGCUCGGCCUGCCUUCCGCAUCGGGUCAGCACGUUCUGCACGAAGCGCCGGGCUUUCAUCGUCAUUCUCUUUAUCGUGCUGUUCCAGGCGGUGAUGCAGGGACACUUUCUGGUUGGGCUAAGUGUCUCCGUGUCCGAUGAUGGCAAAAAUGAAACUGCUUGCCGACCUUGCUAUGGUAGGUAUGACUCAUUUGUGCAUAGCAUCUACCCGGUCAUAGACAUGGUUCUUCUCUCCCUUCUGCCCUUUAUCUUCGUCAUUGUCGGCAACGCCGUCAUCGUAUGGAAAACGUUUCUUUCUCUCAAAACAGCGGCGGAGCUGAACUUGACGUCCGGGAAGAACGCCCUGCUCAGAAGGCGCCGCGCCUCCUCCAUGACAAUAAUACUACUAGGGCUCAGCGCCAUAUUUCUGUUGACCACUUCGCCGACCUGCGUCUACAACAUCUGGGAGCUGAGCGGAGGGUUAGAAAAAAUAAAGAAUUCCUCCAAGCUGGCUUCUAAGGCGGAGCUCGCCUGGGCGUUGGUCAACAUUAUCAUGUACUGCAACAACACCUUCAACUUCUAUCUCUACUGCCUUAGCGGAAGAAAGUUUCGGAACGAAUUGCAUAGGCAGUUUUCAAAGCGCCGGACGGACUCACAGUCUAACGCUAUGUCCGCGCCUUCCAUUCAGAUUCAUCGGUUCCACCAGAACGAUUCCAAGUCCAAGUCUUUGCCCGAGCACCCAAACGGUCUGACUCGUCAGCUGAGCUAUCAAUCUUCCAUCUAUGGACGAACUAGUAAUGCAUAUUUGUGAUAAGUGCUUGCUCCUUGGCGAGAAUUCAAUGUUACAUUCUGAAGUCUGUUUCCAAUUGUGUGCGCCAUUGUCUAUAUGCUAUUAAACUUGUACUUAAGGCGCCUUUUUACACCUACAUUUUAAAUGGAACCACUCAUUAAAAUGUUUGGAAAUAACUUCCAGCAAAGAACUCAGACUUCGUAGUAUACUUAGCAGAACUCUCAAUUCAACUUAAGUUUAAUACGAUGAAAAAAGGUACUUAUUAGUACUUAAUGAUGCUAAUUAUAUUGCUUACUAUACAUACUAUUAUGUUGAGGUUUGAUACUAUUUCCAGCACUCUAAAAAUCUUCCACAAUCAUCAAAUAUCAUUUCUUAAUGCUCAAAAAAGUUAUUUCAAUCGAAAAUGUGUAUUUUGUAAAUAUAUUUUUUAUAAUAACUUUAUCAAAGAUCAUGUUUUGUUGCUUAAUGUUUUAAAAAUAAACUUUUCGUGGGGUU
This is a messenger RNA of Biomphalaria glabrata, 2763 nucleotides long. Its product is annotated as cysteinyl leukotriene receptor 1-like. The record is from RefSeq and is a predicted model, not a curated record. Lineage: Eukaryota; Metazoa; Mollusca; Gastropoda; Planorbidae. Gene Ontology annotation, biological process: G protein-coupled receptor signaling pathway. Bases 997 to 2289 code for a protein of 430 amino acids. The transcript is spliced from 5 exons. Gene Ontology annotation, cellular component: plasma membrane. Gene Ontology annotation, molecular function: G protein-coupled receptor activity.